AUUUUCUCACCUUCCAUUUUGACGAAGACUUGAAAGUUGUGUCAUUCAAGUUCUCUUUUUUCACAUCGGCCCUAAGAUUAUUCUCAAGGUAAGUUUUCUCCGUAAACCCUCUGAAUUCGCUUGACUCACAAUUACAGAGAUAGGUACCCCGCAACACCACAACAGUCUCGCCCUCACUCACCUCACUCACACCUCUUAACAACCCACUCAUUCACUGUUUCGUUAAAGUAAUUUCACCACCCCCCCACCAACUAGUACCAUAUCUUUCUCACCCACUUCACCACCCCCCCAAAAUGUCAAACCCCACAUCCAUCCCCCUCCUCCCAACCCCCGCCCUCCGCUCCCUCACCACCGCCGACCUCCUCCCAGCAGCAGUCUCAGUCAAGAACCUAUCCAGCACCCUCCUCCGCGCAGCCACAGACGCCUGGGACCGCCCCCUCCGCCCCCAACCCCUCCUCCUCUCGGCAGAGAUCAGUUUCACCUCCCCCUUUGAAACCGCCUCCGCAACUGACAAGCUAGGCGAGGACACGAUCCACUACGGCAAUCUAUCAAAGGCACUCCUCGACACUGUAGAGACUUACUUCGGCCCUAAUUCUACAGCCGCCAUUUCUUCUCCAGAGGAGGACGAGGGGGAUGCGAUCUCGGUGCUGAACCAGAUAUUCGUUCAUCUCACUGGGUUGUCUAUCGAUGGUGUCAGGGGGGACGGAACCCCUUUUUUGGGGGGGAGCUUAGAUAGAAUCGGGUUUCUGGGUGUGAAGCUGACGCUCCCAAAAGCGAGCUUGCUUGGCGAGGGUGUGAGUCUCACCGCAAGCGCGGGGUUUGACAACACGGGGAAAAUGACCGCCCGCGCGCUAGGGAUGGAGAUCACCAGACUCGGAGUGCCGACGUUGGUCGGGGUUAAUCCUAACGAGCGGGAGGCGAGGCAGAUGUUGGUUGUUACGGUGGGGAUUGAGGGGAUCAAGGUGAGGGGGGAUAGGUAUGUCAGGGUUGAAAAGGCGGUUGUGAAGGCGCUGGAGGAGUCAUCAUUCGAGACGUUGGAAGCGUUGGGGGCGCACUUGAUUGACAAGGUGGAGGAGGUUUUUGUCAAUGGGGAGGAUUACACCGUCAGAGUAAAAAUCGAGAAGCCGAUUGCGGUUCCGUUGGCCGAGUGUCCGGUUGUGGAGGUUAGGAGAGUGGUGAAGGAUUAUUAUAGGUGAUUUGUUGUACGGCAUCAAAGUGUUCAUCUAGCAUUGCUUGAAGCAGUUGUCUCCAGUCUAUUUGAGCCUCCCUCUCUAUCUUACACCUCAACACCGAAAUUCAAAGUGUCC
Messenger RNA from Podospora bellae-mahoneyi, 1307 nucleotides. RefSeq lists its product as uncharacterized. The coding region runs from base 294 to 1196 and encodes 300 amino acids. Gene Ontology annotation, biological process: folic acid-containing compound metabolic process. Lineage: Eukaryota; Fungi; Ascomycota; Sordariomycetes; Sordariales; Podosporaceae. The record is from RefSeq and is a predicted model, not a curated record. The transcript has 2 exons. Gene Ontology annotation, molecular function: dihydroneopterin aldolase activity.